GUCGAAUCCUUGUAGACGCUAUGACUUCAAAAUAUGAAUUUCGGACUGUUAUGGUUGAGGGGAAUAUAGGGUGUGGAAAGUCAACAUUUUUGCGUUACUUUCAGCAGCUUUCUCCUAAAAAUGAAGUCAUGCAUGAACCGCUAUAUUUAUGGAAAGACGCUAGAGGCUAUGAUCUAUUCGUAACUUAUGUUUUUUUUUAACUUUUCUUAUUCAUACAGGAACUUAUGUAUCAUGAUCAACGCCGAUGGUCUGUUCCUUUUCAGGCUCAGGUCCUUGUGACAUUACUAGACCGUCAGUCAAAACCACCAACUAAACCAAUACGCCUAUUGGAAAGGUCAAUCCAUAGCAGUCGGUACUGUUUUACAGAAAAUAUGCACAAUAAUGGGAGUAUUUCAGAUGCUGACUAUGAAGAGCUCCUCAAAAUUUUCCAAUGGAUAUUGAAGAAUAAAAGUGGACCAGUAGAUCUAAUCGUAUAUUUACGUGCAAGUCCAACUGUUUGCUUCGAGCGUUUACGUGCUAGAAAUCGUUCUGGUGAAGAAGAUAUUCCUCUUAAAUACCUUGAAGAUUUGCAUGAAUUACAUGAAGCUUGGUUAAUUGAACGCCGUUUCGGUCAGCUACCUGCUCCUUUAUUAGUAUUCGACUGUAAUGCACCAUUGCCUGAACUUUUAUCAACCUAUCGAUCGCAUAGAGAACAAGUUAUGUGCGGCGUUGAGGCAUGAUUAUAGGAGUUUUAUAUUGUUAAAAACGAGCUAUUAGAUUUCUGUUAUUUGUAUUUCGCUCUUUUAUUCAAGGCUCGGAAUUGUGUACAGAAUUGCAAGUACUUUUUACAUUUCAUUUUUACAUGUUUGUGUGUUUUCAAGUUUUUAACAAAACAUACUAUGUAUUGUAUAUGUUCUCAAAAUAUCUGUAAUAUAUGCUUUCUCCAUGCAA
Schistosoma curassoni is the source of this 930-nucleotide messenger RNA. Lineage: Eukaryota; Metazoa; Platyhelminthes; Trematoda; Strigeidida; Schistosomatidae. The record is from the annotation of a GenBank genome assembly.